CCUGUUGAGAUCCAUCUUUGCUUGCAGCAGUGCUAGAGAGGCCGGACUGGGGGAUGCCCGGCUGGAAGGACAUACAUACCUGAAGGACAACCUCUCUGGGGAUCAUCCCACAUGGCACCUUCACUCAGCACAGCAAUGCCUUUGGGUGGUUUUGACUGCUCACGAGCUUUUUCUGUGGCUGCUCCUAUGUGAGAAGCUCCGUCUAGAACAUUGUAGUUCAUGUCCACAAUUUUUUAUAGGAACGACAUCACUGAGCGAUCACGCGAUAUGAAAAUGGAAGGGCAAGGCACCGGAAGACAGGAGGCACCAGAGGGGACCGCAAAAGCCCCUCAGAUCCUCCAGGCUGGCAGUAUUGGGGAAUUCCUUCAGAGAAGGGCUGGAGAUCCACUCUUCCAGCAAGCUGGGAAUGGUUCCCUCUCCCUUGACCAGUGGGAGGCCCAGUGGCAGGAAUUCCUCAGCACACUGGAGCCUCCUCACUCUCAAGGGAGAAUCCCACACUCGCCAGAGAAACCUUCACCCUGGCGUGAUGCCAAGGCCUUCCUGGCCUCCUUCGAGCAAGUGGCCGAAGCCUGUCAGUGGCUCAAAGAAGAAUGGGUGACCCGACUCCUGCCAGCCCUCAGUGGAGAAGCCGAGCAGGCCUUUAAUAGUCUGGAUGUCAAAGACAGAGAGGAUUAUGGGAAGGUGAAGGCAGCCAUUUUGCGGGGGGACGCCAUGAGCCGGGAGAAGCAGCGUGAAGAGUUCUGGCAUUUCUGCUACCAGGAGGCUGAGGGGCCAAGGGGGGCUUACAGGCGACUCCAGGAAACCUGCCGUGGGUGGCUGAGAGUGGAGAAUCACAGCAAGGAGCAGAUCCUGGAGCUCUUGAUCCUGGAGCAGCUGCUGACCGUCCUGCCUCCGGAGAUCCAGAGCCGCGUGAGGGAAAGCAGCCCAGAGAGCUGUUCCCAGGCAGUGGCCCUGGCCGAGGAGUUUCUCUUACGGCAGCAAGAGGCCAAGAAGCAAGAGAACCAGGUGCCCUUGGAAGUGGUGGCAGGGGGUGACUCUGAGGCAGGCCAUGUUCCAUCUGAGGGUGAGCGGAGGCAGCUCUUGGUGGACAUCGAGGAAGAGGAGAAGGCAGAGUCCAGCCUGCUGGAUGAUGUGUCUAAGAAUGAAAAGGAUGGGGGACUCCAGGCAUUAAUGCUAGAACAAAGCAAGAGUGAAAACUUGAAAGGAAGCUUCAGGAAUGGAGAUGGACCAAUAAUGUGGAACAGAAGCUACAUACUGGAGAGAAGGGAUAAACCAAUUCCUUGCCAAGGAGGGGACUUCCAGGAAAUCCCAGUGCAGCAGGGAAGGCCAUCCCAAAAGAGGAGAAACAAGGACCUCAGUGCUCACUUGAGAAUCCACACUGGGAAAAGCCAGAAUGAAAGCGUGAAGUUGGAAAAGAGUUUCCAUCAGAGCAUGAACCUGAUUUCACAUCAACAAACACACUCAGUAGAGAAACUGCAUAAUUUCUCAGGGUGCAGAGAGAACCUCAGUGAGAGAGACGCUCUUAGUUCACGUCAAACAACUGAUGAAAGAGAAGAGUCAAAUAAACUUCCAGUGUGUGAAAACACCUGCAGUUUUACCUCAUGCACAGAAGGGGAAGCAAAUCGGUGCUCAGAGGUUGGAAAGAGGUUCAGGGACCCCCUAAGCCUUGCAGUGCAUCAAAAAAUGUACCCAGGAGAGAGACGAUUUAAAUGCUCAGAGUGUGGAAAGAGCUUUAGGCAAGCAGCACACCUUCAGCAGCAUCAGGUAAUCCACACGGGGGAGAAACCAUAUCAGUGUUCAGAGUGUGGAAAGGCCUUCCGUCACCGCAUGACCCUCACUGUACAUCAAAGAACACAUAAAGGAGAGAGACCUUAUAAAUGCUUAGAGUGUGGGAAGAGCUUUAGGCAGGCAGGACACCUUCAGCUGCAUCAUAGGACCCACACAGGGGAGAAACCUUAUGAGUGCUCAGAGUGUGGAAAGAGAUUCAAUUGCCCUUCUCAUUUUCAACAGCAUAAGAGAAUCCACACGGGGGAGAAACCUUAUCAGUGCUCAGAGUGUGGAAAGGCCUUCCGUCACCGCAUAACCCUCACUGUACACGAAAGAACACAUAAAGGAGAGAGACCUUUUAAAUGUGCAGAGUGUGGAAAGGGCUUUAGGCAAGCAGCACACCUUCAACAGCAUCAGAGAAUCCACACGGGUGAGAAACCAUAUCAGUGCUCAGAGUGUGAAAAGACCUUCCGUCACCGCACAACCCUCACUGUGCAUCAAAGAACACACAAAGGAGAGAGACCUUUUAAAUGCUUAGAGUGUGGAAAGAGCUUUAGGCAGACAGCACACCUUCAACAGCAUCAGAAAAUCCACACAAGGAAAAAACCAUAUCAGUGUUCAGAGUGUGGAAAGACCUUCUGUCCAGAUGGAAUCCUCACUAUGCAUCAAAGAGCACAUAAAGGAGAGAGACCUUUUAAAUGCUCAGAGUGCGGAAAGAGAUCCAGUUGUCCAUCUUCCUUUCAAAAGCAUCAGGGAUUCUAUGCAGGGGAGAGAUUGUAUCAAUGUUCAGAGUGUGGAAAGAGUUAUAGUCAGCCAUCAAAUCUUCAACGGCAUCAAAGAACUCACAUGCCACAAACCACAUAAUGGUUCAGUUUUCUGCAAGAAAUUUUCUGCUAAAUGAAUCCUAUGGUUUGUUCCUCUAUUGUCCCGUAUCUUUGAUAUGCAAACAUGUGUAUUCUUACGUAUUUUUCAUCACUUCUGUAUUUUCAUAACUUCUUACAUAUUUUUCAUAACUUUUAGCUCAAGCAGCUAAAAAACAUUAUCAGAUGGAAUCUUGGCACAGCUGUGCAUGGUCACGAUCAUUUUCUGAGAGCCCUUCAAGCUAUGCAUAAAAUCAUCACAUGAUAAAGUUAUAAAGAUUUAUCUCGGUCAGUCACUGUCACUCUGUCGAUAUAAAGUGUCAAUCAGAGAACUGAUUAGAAUUCUAUUGAAAGGGACUCUUAAGCAGAGGAUUUUUAAGAUUUUGGGACUUCAAAGCCUUUCACAGCAUCAUGAGACAAUUAAAAUCUGAUUAAUUUAAACUUCAUGUGUUCGUUUAUGUUCAAGAAAUGUUAAUAGAUCUGAUUUUUCUUGCAUGGAUUAUUUCUGUAACAGUAGGAUUAUAAGCAUGAUUAUAUAUGUUUUGAUUACUUGUUUAAUAAGAGUUAAUUCUUG
This is a messenger RNA of Eublepharis macularius, 3201 nucleotides long. RefSeq names its product zinc finger protein ZFP2-like. The transcript is spliced from 5 exons. Gene Ontology annotation, biological process: regulation of transcription by RNA polymerase II. The record is from RefSeq and is a predicted model, not a curated record. Gene Ontology annotation, molecular function: RNA polymerase II cis-regulatory region sequence-specific DNA binding; DNA-binding transcription activator activity, RNA polymerase II-specific. The coding region runs from base 220 to 2631 and encodes 803 amino acids. Lineage: Eukaryota; Metazoa; Chordata; Lepidosauria; Squamata; Eublepharidae. Gene Ontology annotation, cellular component: nucleus.